Messenger RNA from Aphis gossypii (cotton aphid), 1428 nucleotides. RefSeq names its product centrosomal protein of 78 kDa. The transcript has 2 exons. Gene Ontology annotation, molecular function: protein binding. The record is from RefSeq and is a predicted model, not a curated record. NCBI's taxonomy places the organism in Eukaryota, Metazoa, Arthropoda, Insecta, Hemiptera, Aphididae. Gene Ontology annotation, cellular component: centrosome. Bases 254 to 1384 code for a protein of 376 amino acids.
UUUUUUAUAUGAGUUAUAAUAUUUCCUCAGUAUAUUUAUAUUUUAUAAGUUGUCAUAGUACGUAAAAUGUAUUGUUUCUUCGUCUAUUCGACUUAAACAUGUAAACUUUAAUUGUUAUAAUAUAAUAUUAUUGAUUCUAUUGUCUUGUGAACACUAUUCAAAACUUAUUUUAUGAACAAAUAACACAUGUUCAGUUUUAUUAUUCCGAGAUAUCACUCAAAUUUUUCCGAACUAAAAUACUAAACUGUUAACAAUGUCGAUUUUCGGACAGUGCAAUUCGUCAAAAUCGAGUACAUCUAGAAUGUCAUAUCUUAACCAAAAACGUAAGCCAUCGCUAUCAACUAUUAAGUCUAACGAGUCAUUCGAGAGUUCAACAAAACACAAAUUUGGAUUGGUAUACGUUGAAAUUUGUGAGAAGUAUAACACGCGACCUGUACCGUGGGUGAAAUGUAAUGGUAAGACAAACUCUAUUGAAAUAUUGGGCGAUCGUAUGAAAACUGACGAAUGGCUAGCCGCAAUGGAAGCGCUAAGCACUGAUACCAGUACCCAUUACAUACGCAUAAAAAAUAAACGCUAUACAGAACACUUGGCGAAAAACUACGAAACAUUCAAUAGUGCCGUUGGAGCUCCCAAAAACGUUCUUGCUGUGACCACAGUAUAUGUAGUACGCCUAAUCGCAACUUCCAUCCACGAAGUAUUGAUCAACACGACCGCACUUGUUUGCCUUGAACUGGAAAACGUGAUUUUCGAUGAACAAGCUUUAGAAACUCUUAUAGCCGGUAUCGACACCAACCAAACGAUCCAGCACUUGUCCCUGGCCUACAGCCGCAUCGGGAACGAAGCCUGUCUAACGUUAUGUCGGACACUCAGGGACAAACCGAAUAUCCGGUCCGUGGAUCUUUCCGGGUGUUGCUUGAACCGUGAGUCGGCCGCCUCCGGUCUGCUUAACGUGAUAAAAAAACAACAAGUCAAGAGGCACGAAGAAUGUUGGGCGCACUCGCUUCGGCACCGGAUUGCCAAUCCGGAUAUCAUGCACGGGCUACGGAGGUUGACGCUCAACGACAACACCGCUAUCGGCGACGCGGGGGUUGCCGACUUAUUCGAAUCGUUAAAAGACGACUAUUACGUGAAAGCUGUGGACCUGCAGAAUUGCGGGCUCACCGAUCGUGGUGCUCAGUUGGCGUUGUCCACUUUGAUGAUCAACGACACGUUGGUUGUGUUGGACGUUAGGAAAAAUUCUAACAUAUCGUCAGCCAUGUUGGAGGCGAUUAUGACUAGAUUGUACGAGAACAACGUCAAAAAAACGGAGACUAAAAAGUGGAAAUGGACCAAGCUUGGACGGGAAAACGUAUAUGAAUCGUCAUGCACAUUAUUGGCUCGAUAAAAAGUCCGACGAAAAACAUAAAUAAAUAUAGAAAAAAAACAUAA